GAGGGGUUAGAGGAAGAGAGUUAAAGUGAAAUAGCAAGGAAAGAGAAAGACAGUGAGUGUUUAUUUGCUGAGGCAGAAGUGAUCACUUCCUCACCAUGUUAGGAGUGAGCCUCGGUCUGUUCCUCCUGCCCCUCUGUGCCAUGUCGAUGCUCUCGGGGUGGGUGGAGUCUCCAAGCUAUCCCCGUGGUUACCCACCUGAUGCCAGUCUGAACUGGAGCAGGUGUGCCCCUCACGGCCACACCCUCGCCCUCAGGCUGACACACCUGGACAUGGAGGACAGUCACGACUGCGAGAACGACGCCCUGGAGAUCUUUGCAGAUGGAAAGCAGAUAGCCCUUCAAUGUGGUGAAAUGUCGUUUGAGGACCUUGAUUCUACCGUCAAUCCCUCACUCCUUUCCUCUGUGGAGGGCUGCCUCUCUCUCUCGUUCCGCUCUGACUACUCCAACACCAAGAGACACACUGGUUUCAGAGGGUUCUACAUGCUGCAAGACUUUGAUGAGUGUGAGGAGGACCCAGAUAACGGGUGUACCCAGUUCUGCCACAACUACAUUGGAGGAUACCUCUGCUCCUGUCGCCUUGGUUACCACCUGGACACUGACGGACACACCUGCACAGUGAGUUGCACUGAGGACCUGUCCGGCUCGCUGCGUGGUGUGAUAUCCAGUCCCUCUCGGCCCGGCCCGUAUGCUGAGCAUGCCCACUGCUCCUACAUCCUGUCAGUAGAGGACAACCUGGAGCUGCUUCUACACUUCACUGGGGAGUUUGAUGUGGAGCAGGGGCCAGACGGACAGUGUGUGGACACACUCAUGGUUGAGACUUCCUCUGGGACUCAGGGGCCAUUCUGUGGCGGUGUGCCUCCCCCCCCUCCCCUCCGCACUGGGUCACACCACGCCCGCAUUCUCUUCAACUCUGAUGGACAGGGCUCCAACAAUGGCUUCACUAUCCACUACAAAACCACAACAAAGACCUGCCGAGGGAUUGUGACCUCCAACUCCACCCUGACCCCACAGCAACCUGAAUAUCACCAAGGUGACACAGUCACGGUGACCUGUGACCUCGGCAGUGUUCUGAACACAGGUGACAAAGAGUAUGAGUCGACAUGCCAGAGGACAGGCGAGUGGAGUCCUGUGUACCGCUGUGAACCUGUGGAUUGUGGAGAACCAGACACGUCUAGUGAUGAGGCCCUUCAACUGGUGGACAAGGAUCCAAGCACUCUGUUUCAUGAUGAGGUCCGGUUCAAGUGUGAAUCUAAAUACUACACACUGGAGGGAGACGAGAAGUACAUCUGUGAUGCCAGUGGUACGUGGACAUCGGUCAAGGGCCAAGAAAAGUUACCAAAGUGCAUCGAAGUGUGUGGGAAGACAGAAACAGAUAUUUCCAGCUUUGGAAGAAUUUUGGGGGGCAAACCGGCGAACAUGGGAGAGAUACCCUGGCAGCUUCUCACUAAACAGCCCCAAAGAGGAGGAGCAUCCCUGAUCAAUGACCGGUGGGCCAUCACAGCAGCUCAUGUAGUGGAUGGCUAUGAAGAAAGCACGCUUACAUUUUUCGGGGGGCUGAUAGAUGGGAAAAAAGCACAAGAAACUGAUCCUGAUGUGGUUGUCAUGGUAACAGAGAAUAUUAUCAUUCACCCUGACUACAUAAAGGGCAUACCUGGUAAUGAACGCACUAACUACGACAACGAUAUAGCUCUCAUCAGAAUGUCUUCCAGGGUGAAGUUAGGGCCCAAUGUCCUCCCCAUAUGCCUGCCUGAGGCUGAUGGAGGAUUCAAAGAGUUUCAGCACGGCACUGUUUCAGGGUGGGGUGGGACAGAGAAUAAAGAUAAUAACAAAAUGUUGUCUAAAAGCAGAUUCUUGCUUUACGCAUCUGUGGGAAGAUACCCCCAAAUGAAUUGUGAGGAAACACCUUUGUUGUCUAUUAAUAACAAGCCAAUGGUUUUCACUGAGAACAUGUUCUGUGCAGGGGGUGAUGGGUUAGAUAGCUGCAAGGGGGAUAGUGGGGGUCCAUUAUUUCUCCCUAAGCUGGGAUCAGGGAACAAGGACAACAGAGGGCCAUAUCAUCUGAGAGGCAUUGUGUCCUGGGGUUCCCUUUGUGAACUGGGAAAGGAAUCUAAAAAGGGUUACUACACCAAAGUGGAGAAUUACUUAGACUGGAUCAAGAUGACAAUAGAGAGAGAAGAGCAGGGUAAAAACAGUAAAGAAGACGGAGGGUCUGCGCGGGCGUCUGUCCACGGUGGCGGCUCUGGCGCGGGACGUGGACCCCACUCCAACAUAGACUUAGUCCGCUUUCUUAGCGUCCUUAGAGUGGCGACCCUCGCCGCCGACCUUGCCCUAAGAACCCUAACAGAGGGCCCCACUGGACUGAGGGGCAGCUCCGGACUGAGGUCCCCGGCUACUAGGAGUGCCGCCUCUGGGCUGCUGGGUGUGUCUGUGUGUGAGUUUUGGGUUCCAGUCUCUUCUGCAGUGAUUGGCUGUGGGGAACCUGAACCGUUGCCGAAUGGAAGGGUGACGUUCAUAUCUGGCUCUCAGAACCAGCACCUCUCAGUCAUUCAGUACCAAUGCAAUGCGCAGUUCUACAGUCUUCCUGAAGGACAUGACGGAAACUUCACAUGCUCAUCAGACGGAAAAUGGAAAGACCGCCUGAACAGCUCACUGAUUCCUCAAUGUAUCCCAGUGUGUGGUUGUCCUACAGUGAAACUUUCAGGAUUUGGAAGGAUUUUGGGGGGAAAUGCAGCUCCAGCUGGAUCCUUCCCCUGGCAGGUGUUGUUGACAGGUAAUGGUAGAGGAGGAGGGAUAGUGGUCGGCGACCGCUGGAUCAUGACUGCAGCACAUGUCCUGGAUCUAUAUCCCAGGGAAUUUCCUAGGGUAUAUGUUGGACACAACGAUGUGGAAAAGCUCAUCCAGUCUCCACCUCUUGAGGUCGCCUCUCUCCAUAUUCACCCUGAAUACAACAAUAUAGGUGAUGUAAACUACGACCAUGACAUCGCCCUGAUCCAUCUCAAACAUCCAAUCACAUUCAAUGCUCAUAUCAUGCCACUGUGUCUGCCAGCAAAGGACGCUAAAUAUCCGACUGGGCGGAAUGGCUUAAUUUCAGGAUUUGGCAACAAAGAGCUUGAUAUGGCUACCAAUAACCUCAUGUAUGUUCCUCUACCUGUGGUGAACCAGACAAUCUGUAGAAAAUCUAUUGAGAAUGUGAAAAAUGAAAGAAAUCUCAGUCUAACAGACAACAUGAUCUGUGCUGGGAAAUCUGAGGGAGGCAAAGACUCCUGUACGGGAGACAGUGGAGGAGCGUACAUCCUGAAGGAGGGUGAUUAUUUCUGGGCAGCAGGGAUCGUUAGCUGGGGGAUUGACUGUGGAAAGCCUGGACAAUAUGGGGUUUACACCCGUGUGGCUAACUACGUAGACUGGAUCAAGAAGACCAUAGAGGAGGAAGAGCAAAAAACAAUCUGUGGAAGACCCAUGGUGUCCAUAGAAAUACACCAAAGGAUUCUGGGAGGAGAUGUAGCUCCAAAAGGAACAUUUCCCUGGCAGAUGCUUCUCAGUGUGGAAGGAGGCCGAUCAGGAGGGAUGGUCAUCGGGGACAGGUGGAUCCUGACUGCUGCUCAUGGCCUGGUGCAUCAACAUAACAACCAAGUCAUCAAGAAGAGUGAAGUUAUGGCAUACGUUGGUGACAACAAUGUGGAAAACCUCCUUCAGUCUCCACCUCUUGAAGUGGCCUCUCUCCAUCCUCACCCUGGGUACAGUAACACAGACGGUUUAUCCUUCAACCACGACAUUGCCUUGAUCAAGCUUCAACACCCACUCACAUUCAGUAGUUCCAUCAUGCGAGUGUGUCUGCCUGCAAAGGAUGCUGAAUACUCCACUGGAAGAGUUGGCUGGGUUUCAGGGUUUGGCCUCAAAGAUGAUGAUGAAAAGCCCAGUAACCUCAGAUAUGUCCGGAUUCCCCUGGUGGACCAGGUGAAGUGCAGAAGCUCUAUUGACGAGGUGAGGAAGAAGAAGAGAGAAGCCCCUGAUUUGACAGACGGCAUGUUCUGUGCCGGGUUACCAGAGGGUGGAAAGGACACCUGUGCAGGGGAUGGUGGAGGGCCGUAUGUCCUGAAGUAUGGGGGAGUUUUCUGGGCAGCAGGGAUCGCCAGCUGGGGAAUUGACUGUGGAGAACCAGGCCAAUAUGGGGUCUACACCCGUGUAGCUAACUAUGUAGAAUGGAUCAAGAAGACUAUGGAGGAGAAUCGAAAUUAGGGCUGUAUAGAUUAUGCAAGAAAUGUUUGAGUUUGUCGAGGAUAGCAGCAAAUAUGCAAUAUUAUAAACACAAGAUAUGUUUUUUUUUAUUGUAUUAAGGGUUUUCUGUAACUGGAGCAUAUUAAAUACAUGUUAAGUCUG
This is a messenger RNA of Oncorhynchus masou masou (cherry salmon), 4376 nucleotides long. RefSeq lists its product as uncharacterized. NCBI's taxonomy places the organism in Eukaryota, Metazoa, Chordata, Actinopteri, Salmoniformes, Salmonidae. The record is from RefSeq and is a predicted model, not a curated record. Gene Ontology annotation, molecular function: serine-type endopeptidase activity; calcium ion binding. Gene Ontology annotation, biological process: zymogen activation. Gene Ontology annotation, cellular component: blood microparticle. The transcript is spliced from 21 exons. The coding region runs from base 96 to 4235 and encodes 1379 amino acids.